Brachypodium distachyon (stiff brome) is the source of this 1016-nucleotide messenger RNA. Its product is annotated as rRNA-processing protein fcf2. Lineage: Eukaryota; Viridiplantae; Streptophyta; Magnoliopsida; Poales; Poaceae. Gene Ontology annotation, biological process: RNA processing. The transcript is spliced from 5 exons. Gene Ontology annotation, cellular component: nucleolus. The record is from RefSeq and is a predicted model, not a curated record. The coding region runs from base 195 to 788 and encodes 197 amino acids. Gene Ontology annotation, molecular function: RNA binding.
CUCCUUUAGCCCUACCCCGCCGACUCUCUCCCCAAUCGCAGUCCUCCUCCUGCCCGCGCCGCCGCCGAGUCGGGUUCCUCUCCAGCUCUUCUCCACUCCACCGUCCCCAGCCCCGUCGCUGCCGCUUGACGCAACGAUCCCUGGGCGCGAGACGCGAGAGCUCUAUCUGAGUUUUAGAGGCGGGAGCGGUAGCGAUGUCGGAGGCGGCGGCAGCGCCGAUCGGCCUGUCGUGGGCGCCCAAGCUGCCCUCCCUGCCGGCGGCCGGGGGCGGUAAGAAGGGCUUGGGGACAGACCUUAGCGCGCACGGGUCGUCGCUCUGGAAGCCCGGGAACGAGCUCGUGGACGGGCUCUUCGUGGCCCCGAGGGACCCGAGGAAGGUCAACAAGCUGGCAAGGAAGAACGUCAAGGACACCACCGGCAAGGGCUGGUUUGACAUGCCGGCGCCGAGCAUCACACCCGAGUUGAAGAAAGACCUGCAUAUUUUGCAGCUGAGGCAUGUAAUGGACCCUAAAAGGCAUUUCAAGAGGUCUGGUAAAUCCAAGGUCCUUCCGAAGUAUUUCCAAAUCGGUACAGUUAUUGAGCCUGCACAUGAGUUCUGGUCAAGUAGGCUGACAAAGAGGGAGCGGAAGACAACAUUGGUUGACGAGCUCUUGUCAGACCAAAAACUCAAGAACUACAGGAUGGGUAAGGUAAGGGAAAUUCAGGAGACCCGAAAGCCAGGCGGCAACGAAAAGUGGAAGAACAAGGGCAGGCAAACAUUUAAAAGGGCCAAGGAUAGGCGGAAAUAAUAUCAUGCUGUAAAUCUUGUUUGCAGUAUGGAAGAACAGAGGAAUGGAGGCAAACAGAAAAGACUGAGCACAUUCAUAUUGUACUUGCCCUCAGUGCGUUAUAGAUUUCAAUUUCUGUAACGUGCUCAAUUUCUGAUGUAAUAUGACGACAGCACUUCCAGUUCUAUGUCUGAAUUUUGAGCAGGAUGCUUUCACCUCAACAAAACCGUGACAAAUAUCUGGCUGAUA